AUGUCGGACAGCAAAGACAUUGAGGAACACAUACAACGUAUGCGUGGAUGGUUCCAACAAAUCAAUGACAUUGCACCAAACUCGUGCACUGAAGCCGAUUGGAUAACCACGUUAGUAGCAAGCCUACCUGACUCAUGGGACACGUUCACCCAGUCUGUAAGCUUCGAAUUCGACACUGAAGACAAGAAUAAAUUAGCCAAUCAAGUGAGUGACCUACGCUCACGUAUUAUGGCCGAAGCACACCAAAGAAAUACCCGACAACCUGACGGUAAGACUUUCUUUGCUACAAAUAAACCAAGCUUCAAUAAAUUUGUACGUACCAAUAUGAGUAAUAAAGGCCCAGAUAAGUCUAAAUUGAAAUGCAAUAACUGCGGAAAGAUUGGACACUGGGCAGCCAAAUGCCAAGGUCCAGGUGGAGGCGCAUUCAAGCCCAACCAUUCAAAUAAAGGCGGUCAACCAAACAGAAGAUUCAACACACCAGGAAAAGCUAGGAAUGGCAAUGCCCGCACGCAUAUAGCCAUAGCUAAUAACUCUGAACAUAAAGAAUAUGCGUUCUUGACCCUUGAGGACAAAAUAAGCCUGAUAGGCAAGACCCCCAACACCUGGAUAGCAGAUAGCGGCACUACUACUCACAUAGCAAUUGAUUGGAAUGCAUUCUCCAAUUAUACCAAGUCAUCCGGCUACAUUGCCGGAGUCACUGGCAAAGAGCCAAUAAUGGGCCGCGGCACUGUAGAGCUAUUCAAAGGAAAGAACAAACAGAAAGCAUCAAACUCACCAAGCCAAUCUACUGAGCCUAAACUCACUACUCACGCUGCUGUUCCUAAACCCAGCUCUACUUGUUCUAAGCUUACUAUGCCCCACUCUGGGACUUGUCUUGAUACUGCUGAAUCUGCUUGCAAGAUCAAUGCAAACCCCUCCCUCAAGUCCUCUGGCGUCCAAACCCGUUGCCAAAACCCCAACAAGCCCAAGCUCACCUUGGACACCAACUACAGAGGUGUCAAGAUCACUGUCAAAGACACUGCCGCCGCUCCCACCGGUUUGUCUAGCCCAAACAUCCCUGGUGCAUUCACUAACUACAUUACAGAACUCAACAAAUACUGCAAUGACUCAGGAAGCAAUUACUCCAACGCAUACAUCCUUGGAACAAGCGCAAAUCAACACAAUUCAGUCACCAACAUCACCUUGUUUUGUUCCCACAUCCCCUUGCUUGUCUCCAACACCUUGUCUAUUAUAUCCGCCCCAACUAUCCCAACCAAACUUGCCUCUGAAUUGGCCGCACAGGAGGAACCACAGAUCCUGGCCUUCACCCCAACCAGUGAGUUGGCUGGACAAUUUGGUGAACUCAAACUUACCUCAGAACACUUCCCACCACCAGCAGAAUCCAUCCUGGAGACCUUCACAAACAACAACCCGCACUGGGUUUUUGCCGCCAACCUUCCGGCGACCAGCAAUAACCCAACCACUGAGGAGGCAUUAUUGGGACCGGACGCGGACAAAUGGAAGGCAGCAAUGGAACAGGAGAUUGCAACCUUGGAGAAACAGGGAAUGUACAACACCUCAACGCUCCCACCAGGCAGGAAGGCAAUGGGAUGCCAAUGGGUACUCACAAUCAAACAAAACAAGGAGGGCCAACCCAUCCAAUACAAGGCGCAACUAGUUGUGCAAGGUUACAGCCAACAGCCGGGUAUUGACUAUGGCCAAACAUUUGCUCCAGUGGUACGUUUAGAUUCUAUCCGUACACUCACAUCACUUGCCAAUCAAAAUGAUUGGGACAUCCAACAGCUUGACGUUACAUUGGCGUACUUACAUGCCAACGUUGAAGAAGAGCUUUACAUGCGUCAAAUACCAUACUUUGACAACAGAUCCAGCAACAUUCUGCGCCUACGCCAAUCACUAUACAGCCUUAAACAAGCCGGAUGCAUGUGGAAUUACGCCUGUGUGUACCACCGGAUCAUGGACAUAUCUGGCAAACUCUACGUAUCAAUUGUUGCCGUCCAUGUUGAUGACUCAAUCAUAAUUACAACCCCCAACAACACCAACUUUGUAGUAUCUGAAUUACUUUGUGAAUUUGAGAUGCGCAACCUUGGACCCAUCCGUCAUUUUUUAGGUAUACAUUUCAAACGGUAUAGACAACAAGGCCUUAAAGAUGCAUACCCAGCCAAUACUCCAAUGAGUCCAAAUGUGCAACUUACACAAUAUGAUGGAAUUAAGCCAAAAUUUCCAUACGGCAUAUUUGUUGCUCAAUACACAACAUGCUAUGGUCCCGCUCAUGUGACGGCAAUCAAACAAGUUAUACGUUACCUUAAAGGAACAUCAUUCCUUGGGCUAUUGUAUAAGCAAUUGGAGGCCAAAGUUGGAUUUGGAGAAGUUGGCUACUCUGAUGCCAAUUGGGGAAGUAACUUACUUGACUGUAAGUCUAUUUCCGGCAAUGUAUACUUAUUGGGCAGAGCCGCCGUUUCUUGGUCUGCUAAGAAGCAACCAACGGUCGCAUUAUCGACCAUGGAAGCAGAGUACAUGGCAUUAUCACACGCAUGUACUCAGGCAAUUUGGUUCCGUCAAUUCUUCCAGGAACUAUAUUACCCAGCUGACGCUCCCACACUCAUACUUUCAGACAACCUUGCCGCCCUAACGUUAUCCGUUGAGUUGCAGUUCCACGGUCGUUCAAAGCACAUCGACAUUUGCCAUCACUUCAUGCGCAAUACUAUUGAGAAGCGUAUGAUCUCUACGCUGUAUGUGCCAUUGAACAAGAACCUAGCUGAUGCGCUUACUAAAGCCCUACCAGCACCGCAAUUUAAUUACCUGACAAACGCAAUUAUGGGCAAACAGGUAUUUGAAGGACCCAAAGAGGAAGAAGCGGAUUAG
Messenger RNA from Rhizoctonia solani, 2862 nucleotides. RefSeq names its product Reverse transcriptase. NCBI's taxonomy places the organism in Eukaryota, Fungi, Basidiomycota, Agaricomycetes, Cantharellales, Ceratobasidiaceae. The record is from RefSeq and is a predicted model, not a curated record. The transcript has 5 exons. Bases 1 to 2862 code for a protein of 953 amino acids. Gene Ontology annotation, molecular function: zinc ion binding; nucleic acid binding.